AUGGUGGUCAACGGGUACAUACCUCGUCGCUCGUUUGGUCCACAGUGUAGCGCAGAAGAAGAGCUCCUCUCCGUCGUCUCCACCCCCGCCGCUUCCAGGUACCUGUUGCAGAUCGAGGCGAGGGUCUUCGCCCUCGGCCUGCACCAGCACCACCUCAUCGCCGCUAGGCUCCUCGCUCUCUGCUGCCGGCGCCGCUCCUCUCCUCCCUCCGCCGACUUGAACCACGCGCGCCUCCUCUUCCGGCAAGUAUCCCUCCCGAGCAUCUGCGUAUGGAACGCCUUCCUCCGGGUUCUUUCCGGCGGCGGCGCCCUACCGGAGGAAACCCUAGCAGCGUUCGUCCUGAUGAAGAGGGCCUGGAUCAAGCCCGACCGCUUCACCUUCCCCUCGCUACUCAAGGCCUGCGGUGCUCUCCCUGGCUGGCCCCUCGCCGGCGGCGCUGUACACGGCGAGAUCCUCCGAACGGGGGUCAAAGGCGACCUGCACGUCCACAGCUCCCUCAUCGACAUGUAUUCCAAGAACGGAAGCCUGGAGAGUGCAGUCAAGUUGUUCGACGGAAGGUCGGAUAGGGACGUGGUCACCUGGAACAGCAUGGUGGCCUGCUUCUUCCGCAGACAGGAGGUGGCGAAGGGGAGGGAGCUCUUCGAGAAGAUGCCGGAGAGGAACGCGGUGAGCUGGAACACGGUGAUCACUGGUUAUGCCCAGAAUGGCCGUGCUCUUGAGGCGCUGGAACUCUUCAGGAGGAUGCAGCUCCAAGGGUGGCGUCCCAGCGAGGCAACUCUCGUUGGCGUCCUCUCCGCUUGUGCUCAGGCGGGGGCCCUUGACGUUGGGAAGUGGAUCCACCACUACAUAGAUAUAAGCUCCAUUGGUAUGGAUCUCAAGCUGUCGAAUUCCCUGAUAGACAUGUACGCCAAAGGGGGGAGUCUGGGGAAUGCUCGGAAGUUGUUUGAUGCAAUGAGAGAUAGGAGCGUCGUCUCCUGGAACUGCAUGAUUGGUGGGCUGGCCCUGCACGGCCAUGGCGAGGAAGCAAUCCGCCUAUUCGGCGAGAUGGAGCGAGGAGGAGUGUGUCCCGACGAGAUAACCUUUGUUGGCCUUCUCUCUGCUUGUGCUCAUGCUGGGCUGGCGGAGGAAGGGCGAUCGUAUUUCAAUAUAAUGGAGAAGGAGCAUGGAAUUGUGCCUAAGGUAAUUUCGAUGCUCUCUCCCGUCGCCAUCGGCAUCGAUCUGGUUCUCGUUCAAGCCGCUGCUGAGGAUGCCACCGUUUGAAUUCUUAGGUCGAGCAUUAUGGCUGCAUGAUCGACAUCCUUGGCCGCGGGGGAUACCUAGCAGAGGCUCGAGGACUAAUCAAGAUGAUGCCCGUCGCCCCCGAUGCCGGCGUCUGGGGUGCUCUCCUCAGCGCCUGUCGCAGACACGGUCGAUUAGAUCUCGCCGAGGAUGCUCUAGUUCAUCUUCUCGAACUGGAGCCAUGGAAUGCUGGGAACCACGUGCUCCUCUCCAACAUGUUGGCAGCCAGAGGCUGUUGGAGCGAGGUCGAACGUGUCAGGCUUAGGAUGAAAGCAAGCUACAUUGGGAAGACUCCCGGUUCGAGCUCGAUCGAGAUCGACAGAUCGGUUUGGGAAUUUGUUGCCGGAGACCGGUCUCAUCCGCGAUCGGAGGAGAUCUAUGCCACAUCGAAGGAGCUCGGCGUGUUGCUGAAGCUCGCGGCUCAUGCGCCGGAGAGGGAAUCCGUCCUCCACCACGUCUGCAUGGAGGACGACGAGCAUCUACUGGAUCGAGGCCAAACUCACUACGGUUACGACUAA
Molecule: messenger RNA, 1796 nt
Organism: Spirodela intermedia
Lineage: Eukaryota; Viridiplantae; Streptophyta; Magnoliopsida; Alismatales; Araceae
Source: the annotation of a GenBank genome assembly